AUGUUAGUAGAAGAGGUACCAAAAUCUACCACCUCUAAUGCAACAACCGUAUACUUCAGUUCGUCCAUAAACCUCACAGCGAGGUCAUUGAAUAGCAACAAACAUCAACUUAAUGAGAGUGGGGAUGGUCCAGUUAAUAAAAAGGGAAGAACCAAAGUUAAUUAUAACUUAAAUCAAUUAUUCAAUGCACAAACCCUGGCAAAUAACGAUCCAAAAAAUUCGGGUCCAUCAAAAUCAGUUCAACAGAUUCAAUUAGAAAAAUUAGUACAAAAAAGAUUAAAUGAGUUAAAUCAAGAAACAUCUACAAAAGGAUUCGAAUUGCCUAAAAAUUUUGUUUACACAAGUAUUCAUUCAGUUGGAAAUAAAAGAUUAGCACAAAAAUCAAGGCUAGGUAAUACACCUGCAACAAAAAGAAUAUUAGCUGCUAGAAGAAAUUUAAAUCUGUAUUUUGAAGAAGAAAGAAAUUUAAUAUCAAUUAAUACUAUACUUUCAUCAAAUUUUCAAUUUGUUGAUUUAAUUGAUUUUAAUAACCCAAAAUCAACAAAACUGGAAAGAUCAAGACCAAAAUUAAGACUUUGUUGUAUUUGUGGAUCAAAAUCAAAUUAUUCAAGAUGUCCUUCUUGUGUCAUAUCAUUAAGUUGUUGUAAAUCAUGUGAGAAGUCUAAUGGGUCCAAAGAUUUCUCAAAAUUGGAGCAAUUUGCUAACUUGGCAUCAGUUGGGUAUUGCGUAACUAAGGGCUUAUCAACUGGAGUUUUGAGUGAUCCAAAUACAAAUUGUCCAUUGGAAGCAUGUCAAAAUUCAGUUUUGAAAGAUGUUGAAAUUAUUCGUAUUUUUGAUUUCAACACUUUAAAUGAGGUAGGUACAGGUUUUUAUGCAGUUGAUCAUAAACGAAAAACUAUUAUACUAGUGUUUAGAGGAUCCGCUUCAAGAAGAGAUUGGGUUACAGAUUUAAAUUUUUUUCCAUGUCCUUAUGAACCAAUAGUUUUUGAUAAAGAUUUCAAAGAUGGAGAACCAUACAUUACAACUGAAUGUGUUAAUUGUAAAGUUCAUCGUGGGUUUUAUAAUUUUUUGAAAGACAAUUCUGGUGCUAUUAUAAGCGCUGGGAUCAAAAUGAAGGAGAAAUUUCCGACAUAUCUGUUUUUAAUUAUAGGUCAUUCAUUAGGUGCUGCAUUCACUGUCAUGAGUGGGAUUGAAUUCUUGUUAUUAGGUUAUGAUCCAUUAGUUGUUACCUUUGGAGGUCCAAAAGUUGGAAAUGAAGAAUUUUGUAACUUUAUGGAUGAUGUAUUUGAUACUGAGGAAGUUGCAAAACAAAUUGAUAAUUGUCAUGAUUUUACUAGAGGUUUCAUUAGAGUAGUUCAUAGACAUGAUAUUGUACCGUCUUUACCUCCUAUGUUUGCACAUGCCGGAUACGAGUAUUUCAUAGAUAAGAAAGAUUUACCACAUGAAGAAUGUGAUCUAGAUCGACGUGGAAUGUGUCAUUCUGGUUUAUUGACCAAAAGGGAUUCUAGUUCCUUAAGCAAAAGAGAUUUUGGAUUAAAAGAAUUUAAAGUGAAACCAUCAUUUUUUUGGCCCAAUAAAUUAGGAAAAUUCGAGCACACGCAUUAUUUUAGAAAAAUCACAAAUUGUCAAGGUAAUCAAUGA
This is a messenger RNA of Lodderomyces pseudojiufengensis, 1641 nucleotides long. RefSeq lists its product as uncharacterized. The record is from RefSeq and is a predicted model, not a curated record. The coding region runs from base 1 to 1641 and encodes 546 amino acids. The transcript is spliced from 2 exons. NCBI's taxonomy places the organism in Eukaryota, Fungi, Ascomycota, Pichiomycetes, Serinales, Debaryomycetaceae. Gene Ontology annotation, biological process: lipid metabolic process.